AUGGUGUUAAACGAAAGGAUUUAAUUACAGCCUGAGUUCAAUCAUACAAACAACAAAACAGUGCAAAAAUGAGCAACCUGUUGAAGCUUUCGAUCGCUUUUGCUGUCGUUUCCGUUAUUUCAUGCCAGGACUUUACUGAAGAGCAACGUAAAAAAAUCAUCGAAAACCGUCAGCAAUGCAUUGAAGAAACCAAAGUGAAUCCGGACUUGAUCGAAAAAGCCGAUCUGGGCGACUUUGCCGAAGACCAGGCAUUAAAAUGCUUCACCAAAUGCUUCUACCAAAAGGCCGGUUUCGUGAACGACAAGGGCGAAGUUCAGAAGGACGUAGUUGAGGCCAAGUUGCCACCUCAAGCCGACAAGAAAAGAGCAUUAGAAAUCGUCGAUAAAUGCGCUUUAAAAGGAAAGGACGCUUGCGAAACCGUGUAUUUGAUCCACAAAUGUUACUUUGAGCACACCCAUCCGGAGGCCGACGAGAAAACUGCUAAGGAUGGCAAGAGCGAAGAGAAAAAGGCUUGAUUUUCUUCAGCAUGUGCUAGUCAAUUAAUUUAUUGUGAUUUUUAGCUUAUACACUACUGAGUUAGUAACGUACGAAAGUUUAUGCAUAUUUUUGGUGAAAAUAUAUUAAAGUUAUUCAGUAUUA
Molecule: messenger RNA, 639 nt
Organism: Dendroctonus ponderosae (mountain pine beetle)
Lineage: Eukaryota; Metazoa; Arthropoda; Insecta; Coleoptera; Curculionidae
Product: general odorant-binding protein 56d
Exons: 2
Coding region: 69-515 (148 amino acids)
Biological process (GO): sensory perception of smell
Molecular function (GO): odorant binding
Source: RefSeq, a predicted model, not a curated record